Trichechus manatus latirostris (Florida manatee) is the source of this 3386-nucleotide messenger RNA. It is a transcript of the gene ITPK1, whose product is annotated as inositol-tetrakisphosphate 1-kinase. The record is from RefSeq and is a predicted model, not a curated record. Gene Ontology annotation, molecular function: inositol-1,3,4-trisphosphate 6-kinase activity; ATP binding; inositol-3,4,5,6-tetrakisphosphate 1-kinase activity. The coding region runs from base 56 to 1300 and encodes 414 amino acids. Gene Ontology annotation, cellular component: cytoplasm. Gene Ontology annotation, biological process: inositol trisphosphate metabolic process. The transcript is spliced from 10 exons. NCBI's taxonomy places the organism in Eukaryota, Metazoa, Chordata, Mammalia, Sirenia, Trichechidae.
AGCCUCGGCCUCUGGGCGAUCUCCUCUGGCCCCGGCUCCCUGUCCGAGGAGGAAGAUGCAGACCUUUCUGAAAGGGAAGCGAGUUGGCUACUGGCUGAGCGAGAAGAAAAUCAAGAAGCUGAAUUUCCAGGCCUUCGCCGAGCUGUGCAGGAAGCGAGGGAUAGAAGUCGUGCAGCUGAACCUCAGCCGUCCGAUCGAGGAGCAGGGCCCCCUGGACGUCAUCAUUCACAAGCUGACCGAUGUCAUCCUCGAAGCCGACCAGAAUGACAGCCAGUCCCUGGAGCUGGUGCAUCGGUUCCAGGAAUACAUCGAUGCCCACCCCGAGACUAUCGUCCUGGAUCCCCUUCCUGCGAUCAGGACCCUGCUUGACCGCUCCAAGUCCUACGAGCUCAUCCGGAAGAUUGAGGCCUACAUGAAAGAUGACCGCAUCUGCUCUCCGCCCUUCAUGGAGCUCACGAGCCUGUGCGGGGACGACACCAUGCAGCUCCUGGAGAAGAACGGCCUGGCUUUCCCAUUCAUCUGCAAAACUAGAGUGGCUCAUGGCACCAACUCUCACGAGAUGGCCAUCGUGUUCAACCAGGAGGGCCUAAAUGCCAUCCAGCCGCCCUGUGUGGUCCAGAAUUUCAUCAGCCACAAUGCUGUCCUCUACAAGGUGUUUGUGGUCGGCGAGUCCUACACCGUGGUGCAGAGGCCCUCUCUCAAGAACUUCUCUGCGGGCACGUCAGACCGCGAGUCCAUCUUCUUCAACAGCCACAACGUGUCGAAGCCAGAGUCCUCAUCAGUCCUGACUGCGCUGGACAAGAUCGAGGGCGUGUUCGAGCGGCCGAGUGACGAGGUCAUCCGGGAGCUGUCCCGGGCCCUGCGGCAGGCACUGGGCGUGUCACUCUUCGGGAUUGACAUCAUCAUCAACAACCAGACUGGGCAGCAUGCUGUCAUCGACAUCAACGCCUUCCCAGGCUAUGAGGGCGUGAGCGAGUUCUUCACAGACCUCCUGAACCACAUCGCCACCGUCCUGCAGGCCCAGAGUGCGGACGCAGGGAACGCAGGGGACGCAUCCCCACUGAGGCACAGCAGGCUCAUGGCGGAGCAGGUGGGCAGCCACGCUGGGGAGCGGACGUGCAGCGCCAGCCCGGGUUGCUGCGGCGGCAUGAUGGGACAGGACCCACCCUGGAAGGCGGAGGCCGACGCCGGCAGCGCCACCAAGCUGCAGCACCAGAGACUCGGCUGCACUGCUGCCGUGUCGCCAAGCUUCCAGCAGCACUGCGUGGCCUCCCUGGCCACCAAGGCCUCCUCCCAGUAGCCGUGGAGCCCAGGACCCACAGGCAGCACGGAGAGCGGAGCACUGCCGGGCACGCGGCUCCAACGGUGACGCUACUACUAGGAAUUGCCCAUGAUCUGAUUCUUCUUCUCGAUUUUUAACCUGAUUUUCUGAUGUCAUGAUCAAAGUGAGGGGCAGGGGAAGGUGGAAGAGAGUGCCACGUGGUCCAGUCUCGCGGAAAAGGGACGUUCCCCGGAGUCCUGCCCUGCAAAUCUCUCUACUGAGUUUACACACGCUGUUUUCAACACUAGGCCUGAGUGUGAGGUGGGAGGUAUGUGUGCGCGUGAGUGCAUGUGUGCACGUGGAUGUGGGGGGGUGUGUGUGCGAGUGUGUGUGGACGUGAGUGUGUGUGUGUGAGUGUGCACACCCGUGUCUGUACAUCUCAGUGGCUGCUGUGGACUGGGCCUCAGGAUCCUUGAGCGAGGCCUCCCGGGGUCAGGCUGCCAGUGGCAGCACAGAGGGAGUGAACGGUUUCCCCUUCUUUUCUUGUCUCUUCAAGCCUCCCCACCCCAGACCUGACACCCUCCUCCGCAGCUUUGUCAGGAGUGUGGCCUCCAGCCCCACCACCGGGCUGACACUGACCCCUCCCAAGGAGCGUGACCCACAGGAGCCUCAGGGCUGCAGCUGCUGUUCUCUCAUGGGGGUCCCAUGUGGGGUGUCUGGGCCAUGAUCUGCUCCUUCUCCAUCUGCCUGGAACCCCUCAGGAAAGGAGUGGACAAGAAGGCUUCCCGGGAGGAGGCCAAGGCCUCAGGUUGGCUGCCGUGCUUCACAUCCAGCUCCCUGGGGUCCAGGUGGCCGAGGGUUCUGGCCACAAGCUUCCCUGAGGUACCUGAGGCCAGGUGGAGGCCCCUCAUCACAUCUCCCAUGUGGCCCUGCUUAGGGGCUCCUGACCCUGACUCACCGCUCCCCAGAACCCAGGAAGGAGGCUGCCUGGCUGGGACCCUGAGUUGAUUCCGCCUCUGCCAAGGAUCUGCCAUGUGACUCUGGGCAAAUCAUUCCAAGUCUUUGAGCCACUGUCUCCUCAUCUGUAACGGGUGAUUGAGACCAAGGGAACUCUAAACAGCUGGCUUCAUGUUGUAAGACCUCGAGGUGCAGCUUGCUUCUCCAUGAAGGUGACCAGGAUGAGGGCAGGCAUGGGGACCCGGCUUUUCCCAGCAGCAGGAGCUGCCCACACAGUUCAUGGCUCACACCCAGCCACGUGCAGCUCCGGUGGCCCGAGGUCACACCUGCCGGUCCCGCCUCACCCCAGCAGCCCCGUCCCUCCUGUACUCAUUGCCAGCAGUUUUGCAAGGCCAACCCUAAGCCAGCCAGGGGCAAGGGAGCUGCAGCCCCAGAGAUGAUAAAACAUUCCCCCAUUAGACUCCCCUAGGAUCCAGCUCAGCCGUCAGCCCCUCCACGGGAGCAGGGCUGAAUGUGGAACUGAGUGGGCCCUGGAGAUUUGGAUCAAGGGGUGAGAUGCAUAUGACCCCCAAAUGUGGUUUUGUGUCUAAGAUGUCGGUUCACUUUGAAAGAGGAACAAAGGCCUUUGGGCUGUCCUGUGUGGGGUCCGGGAGGGUGGCCUGAGAGGCCACUGAGCAGGGCUCGUGGAGGCACCUUCAGGCCUGGCUGGGGGUGGGGGGCACUCAUCUUUGGGGCAGGCGGGCUGGGGUCGGGGGCGGAGCUGUCACAACUGCCCGACUAACCGUGGUGACACGACUUGAGUGUUGAACCCAAUUCCGUGUCUGUGCGUUGUCACCUCACCCUGAGCCCUGGGAGCAGGGAAGCGUGGCCAGCCUCUUGCACUGCUUUGUCUCCAAAAUAAACUACUGAAAUCAAACUGCAUUUUGCGCUUGUUUACAAAAUGUCUCUCCAGUUUGUUGUGUAAUUCAGUCUUCAAAGAAAGGUUUACAAACAGCUUUCCCUUUUUGAAAUAUCAUGUCUGUCCCCAUCUCCCUUGGAAACAGGUGGGUGCGCCAUGUGAGCCCAACACCAGGCUGUUCCUGCAUCGUGUUAUCUCCGUUGUCACACACGUUAGCACCCAGGGCUUGGAUAUCAAGUAACUGCUUUCCGGUGACUUGGCACUUUCCAC